CCCUCAAUAGUUUUUGAACAGACCAAUGUUCACAAGGUGCCAUGCCACAACAUUUCCACAUUUCCGACAGCGAUAAGGACUGAGACAUGAUGAUGACAGAAGUACCUGGACCCAGCUAUCAGGUGGCCAGCGGGACCACAGCCAAGCGCUCCACUCCUGAUCCAGACAACUUCUCUUCAAACAUAGACCCUGCUAACAGUCUGAGUGAGCUGCAGCUCCAUGCACUCAGAUUGAUUGAAUCCUUAGAUGAACUAAGACAGCGAAAUGAGCUUUGUGAUGUUAUCUUAUCAGUAGACGGACAGGAUAUUCCUGCCCACAGGGUGGUUUUAGCCGCUGUCAGCCCAUACUUUAAUGCCAUGUUUACUCAUAAAGUCAAAGAAUCCAGAGAAUACAUUGUUAAACUAAAGGACAUGGAAGCCAAUGCCAUCGAAGAGAUUGUCAAGUUUGCCUACAAGGGCCAUGUGCAGGUAACCCAAGAGAACGUACAGGCCAUCCUGAAUGCAGCAAGUCUGUUACAGUUAAACAAAGUACAGGACAUUUGUUGUGACUUUCUGAAGAAAGAGCUAGAUCCUUCCAACUGUCUGGGGAUCAGAAACUUUGCGGGUACGAGAGGUUGUUUUGACUUGAAGAACACGGCAGACAUGUUCACACAGCAGCAUUUUGAGGAGGUGUGUCAACAUGAGGAGUUCUUACAGCUUCCAAAAGAACAGUUAAUAAACCUGAUCGAACGCGAUCAUCUCAACGUUAAACAGGAAGAGUGUGUGUUCCUUGCGGUUAUCAAUUGGGUCCGUUAUGAUCCAGAGACUCGCGCCGAUCAGUUGGCUUCUGUGUUGGAAUACGUUCGUCUCCCGCUGGUUUCGUGGGAGUUUCUGACUAAGAAAGUUGUGGCAGAAGAGUUAGUUUCUGGACGAGAAGACACGAGGAAGUACCUGAAUGAAGCUCGUCAGUACCACGCCAGACACUACCAUGUAGACCUGAGGCUGUCCCAGGUGCUGAACCUGCGCACCUGUCCACGGUUGUCUUUUGGACAAGCUGAGUACAUCUAUGUUAUUGGAGGAGAAACUGUUGGAAGAGAGACGAUCCGGUCUGUAGAGAGGUACAGCCCCCAUCGUGACAUGUGGAGCACGGUUACUCGCCUGUCCUCACCCCGCAGAGGUGCAGGCGCUGCAGUCAUUGACAAGCUGCUGUAUGUGGUGGGAGGGUCAGAUGGGCUGUGGGCACUCAGACAAGUGGAGGUGUUUAACCCACAGACAGAAGAGUUUGUUCCUGCAGCUGACAUGUUGGAACAGCGCAGUAGUGUGUGUGUGCUGUCCUAUAACAGCCGGCUGUACGCCUGCGGAGGGUACGAUGGCAGCUCCAGUCUCAGGUCAUGUGAGAGGUAUGAUCCCAACUACAACGAAUGGACCAAGAUCGCAGAAAUGAGCAGUCGUCGCAGCAUGGCCGGGAUUGCUUCCCUGGGUGUGUACAUAUACAUCGCAGGGGGUUAUGACGGCACAUCAGACCUGAGUACAGUGGAGAGGUAUAACACACAGCUGAAUGAGUGGAGUCCUGUGGCCUCCAUGAGAAGCCGACGCUCCAUGACUGGUCUGGCAGCGCUCAACGGGAAACUGUACGUGGUGGGAGGCUGUAACAGAAGUGCAUGUUUACCUGAUGUGGAGAUGUAUGACCAGUCCCUGGACGUGUGGACGGUGGUGGCUGGCAUGUGUGUUCCCCGCAGCGGUGUGGGCGUGGCCGUGUUAGGACAGACCCUGUACGCGCUGGGAGGGUACGACGGGAACGACUACCACAGCAGUGUGGAGGUGUACGACCACGUCACCGACAAAUGGGAGGUCUCUUCUCACAUGGCUGUAGGACGCAGACGUUUUGGUUGUUGUUCUUGACUACAAGUAGAUGAGGAUCUUAGUUGAGUACUUAUAACAGGGGGUGCCCUAACAUUGGACGCUUUUUCACGCGCUCGAACUCACGGCACUCUAUCGCUAUAGUUGUCAGAGAGUGGUCAGGUUUUGAUGAAUGUAUUUUGAGAACAUUAAUGUAAACAACAUACUUGGAUAAGAAAUUCAUUCAUACUAAUCAUAAGCUCUUCUCGCUCCGUGUUACAAGUGACAAACUCUGUGAGAUUUUUUCGUGAAUGUACCUUCGUGAAUGCGGCUACACUAGACAGUGUGCCCUAACUUCGGACACUUUGGUUAUUUUGUUCUCUUUACACGAUGAUGAAAUUAAGUAAUUUAAACAAAAAUAAGAAUAGAAUUUUAUGACAUGUUAACUUUAUUUGGACAGUAAAAUGGUGAUUGGUUGUACUUCUCGAGGAGGGUAGUAUUUAAUGCAAUCGGUCCGUGUUUCUACUGAAAACCCAGCUUACGCAGUCAAUGUGGUCCCAUGGGAAUCAUGGGAAAUGCAGACGACAAUGGUGUUGAUGUUGUUUUUCGGGGGUCGGUUUUCUACUAAACAAAGACUCAGAGAUUCAAAUAUUUACUGUUUUGUAAAGCUUUAUUCCUUGACUGUGUAUAUGGCAGUUGUGUCAUUCUCAAAUCUUGGUACAGGUCUAUUUCUGGGCACGAGCCGCCGCAAUGCAGUGACCUACUUUCCAGUGCCAUUGUUAUGAUUGGUGAAAAUGACCUAUUUUUUCUCUUUUUCGAGUAAACGAUAAAUGAAUAUAUAGAACUAUAAUUUGCAUGCAAAUAACAGCAGUACGCAUAUUGACUAUGUUUAUUUUCCUUUUUAAUUAGCGAAGUUAGUGGCAAC
Molecule: messenger RNA, 2742 nt
Organism: Branchiostoma belcheri (Belcher's lancelet)
Lineage: Eukaryota; Metazoa; Chordata; Leptocardii; Amphioxiformes; Branchiostomatidae
Product: kelch-like protein diablo
Exons: 7
Coding region: 87-1880 (597 amino acids)
Molecular function (GO): protein binding
Source: RefSeq, a predicted model, not a curated record